Molecule: messenger RNA, 1964 nt
Organism: Balaenoptera acutorostrata (minke whale)
Lineage: Eukaryota; Metazoa; Chordata; Mammalia; Artiodactyla; Balaenopteridae
Product: annexin A8
Exons: 12
Coding region: 134-1117 (327 amino acids)
Biological process (GO): endosomal transport; endosome organization; negative regulation of serine-type endopeptidase activity
Cellular component (GO): cytoplasm
Molecular function (GO): calcium-dependent phospholipid binding; calcium ion binding
Source: RefSeq, a predicted model, not a curated record
GCCACCACACCCAACCCCAAGCCGCCUGCUCUUCUGAGUGCAGCAGGGCCGAGUGUGCAGAGUCUCAGAGCGGAGGCAGGGCUGACCGGUGCAUCUUCAUCUCCCUGAGGAAAGGCGCGGCGAGGUAAACAAGAUGGCCUGGUGGAAAGCCUGGAUUGAACAGAAGGGUGUCUCCGUGAAGAGCAGUCCCCACUUCAACCCAGACCCCGAUGCAGAGACCCUCUACAAAGCUAUGAAGGGGAUCGGGACCAACGAGCAGGCCAUCAUCGAUGUGCUCACGCAGAGAAGCAACGCACAGAGGCAGCAGAUUGCCAAGUCCUUCAAGGCUCAGUUUGGCAAGGAUCUCACCGAGACGCUGAAGUCGGAGCUGAGCAGCAAUUUCGAGAGGCUCAUCAUAGCCCUCAUGUACCCUCCAUACGGAUACGAAGCCAAGGAGCUGUACGACGCCAUGAAGGGCUUAGGAACCAGAAAGGGCGUCAUCAUCGAAAUCCUGGCUUCUCGGACCAAGAACCAGCUGCAGGAGAUAAUGAAGGCGUAUGAGGAGGACUAUGGGUCCAGCCUGGAGGAGGACAUCCAAGCAGACACCAGCGGCUACCUGGAGAGGAUCCUGGUGUGCCUCCUGCAGGGCAGCAGAGAUGACUUGUGUGGCUUCGUGGACCCAGGACUGGCCCUGCAAGAUGCACAGGAUCUAUACACAGCGGGUGAGAAGAUUUGUGGGACUGAUGAGAUGAAAUUCAUCACCAUCCUGUGCACGCGCAGUGCCACACACCUGAUGAGAGUGUUUGAGGAAUAUGAGAAAAUCGCCAGCAAGAGCAUUGAGGACAGCAUCAAGAGUGAGACCCACGGCUCACUGGAGGAGGCCAUGCUCACAGUGGUGAAAUGCACCCGGAACCUCCACAGCUACUUUGCAGAGCGCCUUUACUAUGCUAUGAAGGGAGCAGGAACUCACGAUGGGACCCUGAUAAGAAACAUCGUUUCGAGGAGUGAGAUUGACUUAAAUUUCAUCAAGUGUCAGUUCAAGGAGAUGUACGGCAAGACCCUCAGCAGCAUGAUCAUGGAAGACACAAGCAGCGACUACAAGAAUGCCCUGCUGAACCUGGUGGGCAGUGACCCCUGAAGGCUCAGAAGGACAAGAGCAAAGGCCAAGAAGGUGGAGCCACUGGGUCCUGCUUGCUCAACCUUGGCCAUGGAUGGGGAUGGGGGUGGGGGGAGUCACAGCACAGCUUUCAGUCCUCUAUCUCCCAGCUUCCAGUGCUUUCCAGCCACUUUCUCUGACCCAGAAGUAAGGAUCAGCCUGGGGCUCCUACUUCCACUGUCUUCCCAAGUCAUUUUCAGGUGUGAGCACAUUGCCAACCUUAGCAUAUAUCUGAUCUGACAAAUAACCUCAGCAUGAAGGGGUCUACAGGGGCUCGUGAUGAUUUCUUUCUCCCUACACAGGAGCUUCCCAAGCCUGACUGGUCACAGAGUCCCCUAGGCUCUCGGCCCACUCCCAUCUACUAAUCUGAGAUCUGCAGAGAAUAGACCAGACAAUAUGGAAUUUUAAUAAGUGUCUCAGCUGAUAUGCUUCUCUUUCAGGCAACCAGAGAAGGCCAUGAGAGCCUGUUUGUUUCUGAUCACAUGCUUGUGGGCAGCUGAGAAAGGAACACAUAUAUCCAGGCCAAGUGGGCUAUCACCAACAUUCAUUCACCAGCUUCAUUUUAAAAUACUAGGCUGUAAGUAGAAGAAAAAUUCUCUCAUCAUCCUACCAACAGAGAAAGCUGAAAAUUAAUGGCCUGACACAAGGACACUGUGUUCUAAGAGACUUGGGCUUCUCUAGUCCUUGAUCAAAUUAGCUGCUCCUUCCUCCCAUGACGCAAGCCUGGAGACUCUCUAAUCCUGGCCAAAUGGCAAUGGGAACUGGUUACAGGAGAAGCUGAGAUACCUGUGUUGUGCUUUUCAGAACAAUAAAGAUUUGUACACUGGAA